Candidula unifasciata is the source of this 2688-nucleotide messenger RNA. The record is from the annotation of a GenBank genome assembly. NCBI's taxonomy places the organism in Eukaryota, Metazoa, Mollusca, Gastropoda, Stylommatophora, Geomitridae.
AUGAAAAUUAACCACGGGGACACAGUUUCGGCACUGAAGUUUCAGUGGACAUGUGUAUCUAGUACUUACAGUAGUCAGGAUGGACGAAACAACAGCAAAGAUGACAGUAGUGAUAGACGUCAUGACACCUUUCCACGCAACAGAUUCCACCACGCCGCCUGCUGCCUGGGCAAAUAUGUCUACAUAUUUGGCGGCAAAGACAGAUACUCACCUCUCAGAGACAUGUGGAGGUUUGAUAUGGUCACUCAAGAAUGGGAACAGAUAGAUGACGUGAAAAGCAGAAUUCCACAUCUACAAGGGCAUACGAUGUUGCCUUACAAGACCCAACUCCUGAUUUUUGGAGGAACAUUCAGUGACACAAUAGAGGACACCCCUCUAUGGAUCUAUAAGACGGAUUUGCACCAUGUGCACAAGUUCUGCUGUGAAUCGUACAGAGCGUCCCCAGUUGGAAGGAGGGAACACUCCGCUGUUGUCUAUAAGUCCAGCAUGUACAUCUAUGGGGGAUUCCUGGAUAGUUCCGGCUCAACAGAUGAAUUCUGGGUGUUCAGUAUUGAAGAGAAUGAAUGGAGGAUGAUCCGCAGACACAAGCCUGGUAAGAGACAUGGUCAUGUUGCUGCUGUAGCAGAUGGCAAAAUGUGGCUUCAUGGAGGCAUGCGAGGGUUAACAGCUUUAUCUGAUCUCUGGACAUUUCAUUUUGAAAUGAAUACCUGGAGUAAAGUCAGUGGAGCUGGUAUGUCUCCGACUUUGUCAAAUCAUACAGCGCAUGUGGUUGGCAAAUAUGUCAUUCUUUUUGGUGGGUCAAAGAGCGGAGUCCUUUCACAAGAUGUUUGGAUUUUCAGAAUAGAUACAUUGACAUGGAGGCAUGUAACAACUCAGCAAGGUGAUCUAUGCCCGCCCAUAACACUUCAUACAUCUGUCCUUCUCAGUGCAGAUCCAUCACAGAACACUGUAAAAUGUCGUGCUCAAUCUUUGCCUUAUUUAAAAGCGCAGCCGGUCGUCAGUUCUAAACUCACAAGUGGCCGACCACGGACAAGUCCAGCCGCCAACUCAGGCAAUGAAUACAUUUCAUCGGAGUCAGAAGCUUUUCAUGUUGCCGAUGUUCUUCGCCUGGACAUGGUCAGAACUCACCUGGAUGGCAACAACAAUAACAACCAAGGAGUCAUUCAUGGGAGAGCAGACUUGCAGGCAAUGGAGGCAGAAACAUCUUUCUUUACUUCGGAUUAUAAUCCCAAUGUCACUGGACCAUCAGCAGAACCAGCAAACCAUGAGCUUAGUGCAAAAACUGGUUCCUAUUCUUGUGAAGGGCAUUCUGAAAACUUAGGUAAGAUAUUAGGGCAGCAUUCUGAAGUAAGCAAAAUACAGCCAGCAUCAAAUGAAUAUUGCAAGGAUGUCAUACCUCUCCUUGAAAGAUUUCAUUCAGUCACUUCUGAUGUUGACCUUGGAGAGAAUAACUUAACCAUUACUUUAUCAGACGAGGAAGUGUUUCAGUCUGCAUUGUCACAAGACAGAAUGCAGCAAAAUAAUCUCAGCAAGUGUUCCCAUAUGUGUCAGAACAACACACGACAUAUGGGACAAUGUGCUGCUGACACGUUUUUCCAUAACACGUUUUCUAAGACAGCAUUUGUAACAAAUGGCAAACUUUCAGUCAAAGAGCAGGACAAACAGUUACUGAACUUUGAAAUGUCACAUCAUACAGGUGAACAUUAUAUGCCAAAUUAUGUUGCCAAAUGUGUUCUGUCUGAAAAUGAUGAAACUUCUGAUGUAACAAUAAAAUAUAGCGGGUCUAACUGUUUAAGUAACUAUCAGACUGCAGAGUUGGUAGAUACAAAAAGUGUACAUCCAUUCUCAAAAUUAGAAUGUGGUGAUAAAUUAGUAACAUCUAUUUCUAGUCUUCCUUGUGAUCUUCCUCGCCUGUCGGUAAGGAAAGAAAAGGCAUCGCAAAAGUCAACAAAAUAUAUGUCUGAUUUAACUGUUGAAGAUUUAGAAUCAAUUGACAUUUCUGAACUCUUUAAUAAUAUCAAAAUACCCAGCCCACCAAAAUCAUAUUUUAGAUCAUAUUCUUUAAAAAAUGUGUAUAGUUGUAUAAAUGACCUCUUCGAUCACGUAGGAGCACCUGACUUGUCCAAAAGCCAGUGGACGGUUUCUUGUGGCAAUCUUGUAUCAUGGCAGAACAAUGAAUGUGGAGUGGAAAAUAUAAAGUCCCAGUCUUGGAUUGGUAGAAAUGCAAUAACAACGCUAAAAGAAAUUCAAAAGAAGAAAGAAACAUUAUUGCUUGAGAAACAGCCCAGGUCGGGGAAAUAUAUCAAACAUUGUGUCCCCUAUACCUGGAGGUGUCCACCGUAUCAUCUGAGAUUUCAAGAAGGCCUCUUCAAAUAUCCUGAAUCUACACAAGUUUCUGUUGGUACCCAAACCACGGAUUCUCAGACGUCACUACCGGGACCCAAGCCUUGUUUAACAGCAGCUCACCUUGAUUCUAAAGUGGACCACAGUGUACAUCACAUAACACGCGUUGGUAGGGCUCAGCAUGAGUCAGUACAAUCAACACAAGAGCAAAUAAAGUCAGUGAUAUCGGCCAACAACAAAGGGUUUAUGGAAGGAACAUUGUGUGUUCUAGUUAUAGGUGGUCAAAUGGAGAAUCAUGGUUUUCAGACCGAGCCAUUGAAAAUGUGGCGAUGUUGUCUGCAUUGA